Molecule: messenger RNA, 1421 nt
Organism: Teleopsis dalmanni
Lineage: Eukaryota; Metazoa; Arthropoda; Insecta; Diptera; Diopsidae
Exons: 4
Coding region: 170-1006 (278 amino acids)
Source: RefSeq, a predicted model, not a curated record
GUUGCGCUAACACCCCGAAAAUAGUACGGCGCGCAAGAUGGUCGUUCGCUUGAGGUGCGUAGUUGGAAGUUAAUCAGUUUGAUUUUGAAGUUGGGAUUGAGUGCUUGGCUUAGAAAUUUUUUUAAAGUUUAAAUUGUGCUUGUGAAAAUCCUUAAAGAAAAAAAUAAAUAUGUAUUGUUAUAUCUGCAGCAAGAAAUUUGGCAUCUUUUGCAAAGUCUUUAAUUGCUCCUAUUGCAAACAUUAUUUUUGUGUUAAUUGCUUGAGUAGCAAUCCUCCACCUGUUUGCUUCGUUUGCUAUGACAAGCUCACUAAUUCACCAGUUGCUAAGGCUGAGAAUGUCCAGAGUGAAGAGCAACCAACAACUACAACUGCAUCCAGCCCAACUGGUGUUCAAACAACUAUUACUUCUACCAAGCGCAGCUAUUGUGCUACUACACCAAGCGAAUUCGAAUAUAUCGAUCGUGCAUUUUCCGACCGUCUUAAGGCAAUAUUUUUCGGUAUAGCUGAUACUACACCACCUUCACAUUAUCAACGCCAACAGGAGGAAAAAGUUAAUAAACUGAUGCAACACUAUCAGCGCGUUAAACAACUGAAACGAUCCGCCAUGGAACGUGCCCCACAGUUAUUGCAACUACCCUGUUUUGAGUCAACAUUGAACGCUCUGAGAGAUAUGCAUAUUGAUAGUGACUCUUCAGAUUCGUCGGAUUCGUCAACUGAAAAUGACUUUAGUUCAAAACAAAUUUUUGAGCUAAUUGCAUCAAAGUAUGUGGCUGGAUCACCGCCAAAUAAGAUGCCCAAAAUGGUACAUAUGAUACGACGUUCAGAAUUUAAGGAAGAACUACUCUUUUCCACUAUAAGCUCUGGGGAAAAUCAAGAUGUUAACGUUGAAAAACCGAACGAGGGAAGCGAAGAUGUUCAUUUUGGAAUCGUUUCCAAUGACUCUAUUAUUGAAGAAGAAAAAGAGCCUGAAAAAAUCGAUGUCGAUGAUGAUAAGAUCAUGGAGUAAAAUUUUUUUCUAUUGAAAUUUACAAGCCAGAAAUGUAAAACGCACUUUUUUAAAAACACAUUUUUAUAUUUAUAACAUUAUUGCACUAGCAUACAUACAUAUACAUAUAUAUCUUAUAAACAUAUGUUCUAUAUAUUGGAUUACACGGGUUUAAUAAAUUAACAAGAAACCUAUUUUAAACAGAAGUUGAGAUUUUUUUUUAUAAAAAUGUGUGGAUGUGUGUACGUAAAUCAACAGUUUUUAUGUAUUUUUAUCCGUAUAUGGCAAAGUAUAGUAUAUAUUCAGCUUAUUCUUAGUUUUAUAUAUCAAAAAGUUUGCCUAAAUGUAGAAUUUUUUAUUUAACAUUGGUCACAUAUACAUAUGUAUGUUUUGUUAACUUUUGCCUAAACUCUUUUCUUAAUAUAUUAUAUAUUUU